CCUCUCUUGUCUCCGCACCACACGGUGCUGCCAGGCUCAAACCUGCGGCUGCUUUCUGCUUUUCUUUCUUCUUGUCUCUGAAAUUUUUCGUCACCCUAGAAAAUCUUGAUUUGCUUGAUCUCUAUUUUCUAGGCUAUGUUAUAAUGUUCGGCUCAGUGGGCUGGGCCUAGAUCCUUGCAAUGAAGACAAGUCCGGCGAGGAAGCAGGCCAUAGUAGAGGGCAUCCGAAAACGCUUCCGAGCCGCCCUCUCAAAUUUACUCAUGCAGAAAGUUUACCGUUACAAACUCGUCCGAUUUCUCGCCUAUCUGGGCAGGGAACCUGAUAAGGGGAGAGAAUUAUCUACUCACCUUGAUGCGCCCUGCAUUCUAAACCCUAUCUCUCCCAUUGCUCUUACCCGCACCUUUGCUCACGUAGAUCCCCGCACUUUUACUCACGUGGAUCUCCGCACUUUUGCUCAUGUGGAUGCCUGUACUAUUGCUCACGUUGGAGCCGCUAUCGGGGUUUCCACCCAAAAACUAUUUGCUUCAAUAAAGCAAACAUUUCCUUUUGUCCUCGCUACCGAUACUAAGACCGCUGCACGACAGCAUACACAAAAUUUGGUGCAGGUCGUGGCAGUCGCGACGCACCUUUCACAUGUAAUUUCAAUUCCUUUCAGGCUCCGUCCUCCUAUGGUGGAGUCAGGCUUACUUAGCGGGCGACUCCAGGCUGAAUUGGGGUUGGCCUCUUUCCCGUCGCCUUGCUAGUUCUGUUUUCAAGUCCAUCUGCAUGUCAAAAAUCAUGGACAGAUGUCAUGAUGACACGGAUCGAGAGUCUUUUGCACAAGUGAAAUUGAUCACGACACGGACGUGGCCCAGAAGUAAAUACUUUAUAGGAACAGGAUGGGCAAAUACAUCUUGUCUCUAAUCUUAGUGCUCAUCGACUGUCAUGUAGUCUUCUCCUUCUCCUUGUCCUCCUUUGCCAAACGGUCAUGC
Suillus subalutaceus is the source of this 971-nucleotide messenger RNA. RefSeq lists its product as uncharacterized. The coding region runs from base 180 to 743 and encodes 187 amino acids. The transcript has 3 exons. Lineage: Eukaryota; Fungi; Basidiomycota; Agaricomycetes; Boletales; Suillaceae. The record is from RefSeq and is a predicted model, not a curated record.